Esox lucius (northern pike) is the source of this 2441-nucleotide messenger RNA. Its product is annotated as zinc finger protein with KRAB and SCAN domains 1. The coding region runs from base 378 to 2099 and encodes 573 amino acids. NCBI's taxonomy places the organism in Eukaryota, Metazoa, Chordata, Actinopteri, Esociformes, Esocidae. The record is from RefSeq and is a predicted model, not a curated record. Gene Ontology annotation, molecular function: DNA-binding transcription factor activity; RNA polymerase II cis-regulatory region sequence-specific DNA binding. The transcript has 5 exons. Gene Ontology annotation, biological process: regulation of transcription by RNA polymerase II.
GUUAGCUUACUAGCUAACUACUAGCAAGCUAACUUAGCUGGCACUUGAGCUGUUGUGUUCUUUUCAAUAAUUACGUUUUUUCAGGAUAACGACGGUUAUUUGUUAGCUUUGUUAGUUUUUCGUUAGUUUUGCUACACAGCUUGGAUUCAUAGUGUAGUAACUACACAAGAUAGUUAGCCAAUCGGUUGACUAGAUUAUCAACUAAAGCAAAGACAAGCUUACGGCAGCAAUUUUAGCUUACGUUAGCUAGUUAAAUCUCCAGUGGUGUUUGUAGUACUUGUUCUUCCUCACUCCCUAUAAAGUUAGGCUGUGUCUUGUUCCACUGAUGUAUUUGUAGCCCCCCAUAUCCAUCGUGUGAUCGUCAAGGCAGGGAACCCAUGGCGCAUUCGGUGGAGACGUUCCAGACCCACCUCACCUCUGUCAUGGACAGUUUGAUCCGAGCGUCGGUGUGCGAGAUCACCAAACUGUUCCAGGACACGGUGAACGACUAUCUGGUGGAAAUAUCUCUGAACAGGAAGGAAAUGGAGGCUCUGAAACUCCGACUCCGACUUACGGAGAACCAACUGAGGAAUGAACGCAAGUACGGGAUGGGGUGGGCAGAGAAUCGCCGCAAUGCUGGUUUGAUACUGCCUGAGGACGGUGGGCGGAAAAAGCGGAAAAUUGAAGUGCCCCAAGCAAAGCAGAAGCUGGGCCUUGCCUUUGGAGGCGCGUGGGAGGAAGGAGGAGCACCAGCUGGGGUGGUAGCGGGGGGAGGCUGGAAGGAGGCACGCGAGAAGUACCUCAUCCACUUCCCUGGGGAGGAAGAGGAACAAGGAGAUCUAUUGGAGGAGGAUGAGGAGGAGGGCUGUGUUUCAAGAGAGGGGGAGGAAGCGGCCAACAUCAAAGAGGAGUCCGGCGACAUGAUGGAAGGGGGUUAUCAGCCGGCGUCGCUGCGGCUCAUCAAAGAGGCCCUGAAGAUGGACCCGCCCAACCAGAACCGCCAUACAGGAUCAAGAACCCAUAGCGAAGGAGACAUGGAGCUCAGCCCUGUGGCCCGAGAGGCCCUGAAGCGUCCCCCAGGCAUGAGGCCCGAUGAGGGGGGUGAGGAGUGGGAUGUGGGGACCCCUCCAACGGAAGUGUCAGAGGGCGGGCUGAGUGUGGAGGACCUGAGUGGGUUGGAGACGGCCCUGAGGGCAGAGAGAGGGCGAGAGCAGGCUGCCCUGCGGCUCCCCCUGGCAUCCAACCAUGGUUCCAUGACCCCCGACCCAGAGGUUGUGGCAGGCAGCAAGUUCAGCCUGGGUCAGAAGUACAUCGGUCUGGACGGGUUGGAACAGGAGGGUGAGCUGGGGAGUCCCAGAACCUCAGAGAGGGUGGCCCGUCUGAAUGAAGAGAGGGUGGCCCGUCUGAAUGAAGGUCAGAGGGCACUGCCCGGGCUGGCUGGCGGAGAUCUGCUGCCGCGCUGCCCGAAGAAGCCCAAGGACAGCGAGGGGAGGGGGGAGCAGGGGUGCUCCGACGAGGGCCCGCACCACCUGUCUGCCCCGGGCAGCGUGGACGACAGCGGCGAGGAGGAGACGGGGGACCUGGUGCAUUUCUGCACGCAGUGCGGCGGGGGCUUCGCCAACGAGGCCGAGUUGGAGGACCACCCCUGCCCCCUGGGCGACGCCCACCUGCAGGGAGGCGGGGUGCAGGACACACCAUUCCCCUGCGCCUCGUGCGGCCACGCCUUCAGCCACGCCUGGGCCCUGAAGAACCACGAGUGCGUGUGCGCGGCCGAGCGGCCACACCGCUGCGAGCUCUGCGGCAAGGGCUUCACUCACUCGCGCUCGCUAGAGCGCCACCAGGUGGUCCACACUGGCGAGAGGCCGCACCAGUGCCAGCAGUGCGGGCGGAGCUUCAGUCGCCUGGGCAACCUGGAAAGGCACCUGCGGAUCCACACGGGCGAGCGUCCGUACGGCUGCGACGCCUGCGGGAAGCGCUUCAGCAGGGUGGAGUACCUGAAGAGGCACCAGCUGAUCCACAGCGGGGACCGGGACCGGGCCGGGAGCGCCCCCCAGUGCUCCCAGUGCGGGAAGAGCUUCAGUGAACCGGAGAUGCUCAAAAACCACGAGUGCUUUUUAUAACAUCUGAUAAUUGAGAUUGACCAUGAUUUUUUUUGGGGGGCGGGGGGGGUUAAAAAGGGGAAAUAAAUCUCACCUACAUUAGAGGUUGCUCCCUUACCAUCAAAUCUGAGACCAAGCUACCCCAGCCUAAAGUUGAAAAUUAGAAAUGAAAUGUAAAGCUCUGACUAACUUAAACCAAGUCCCAAAAGGUGGUAAUUCAGACUGAUGUUGUGCUUUAUUUAUGUUUCUCAAAUGUACAUUUUAUCUUUAUAUUAUAAAACAAGUAUUUUCACUUUGAAAACAUCAUUCAUGGCUUUGUUUAUCUUAACUUUAUCGACAAUGAUAAUAACAAUUUGGUAUUUU